Closterium sp. NIES-65 is the source of this 3636-nucleotide messenger RNA. NCBI's taxonomy places the organism in Eukaryota, Viridiplantae, Streptophyta, Zygnematophyceae, Desmidiales, Closteriaceae. The record is from the annotation of a GenBank genome assembly.
AUGUCCGCCUUCGCAGAUGGGACGGCAGGCCAACGCGCUCGUGGUGGCGGAAAGCGCAACGGCGGCAGGGCUGCCGCGGCCAAGGGCGGUCCCUCGGGCAGGCAGUCACAGGAUGCGGAUGGAGGCGACGAGGGGGAUCAUGCCGAGCCAGAAGCUCGUGGUGGCGGAAAGCGCAACGGCGGCAGGGCUGCCGCGGCCAAGGGCGGUCCCUCGGGCUUGCAAGAUGCGGAUGGGGGCGACGAGGGGGAUCAUGCCGAGCCGGUCACUACCCGUGGUGGCGGAAAGCGCAACGGCGGCAGGGCUGCCGCGGCUAAGGCCGAUCCCUCGGGCAGGCCGGCGCAGGAUGCGGAUGGAGGCGACGAGGGGGAUCAUGCCGAGCCGGAAGCUCGUGGUGGCGGAAAGCGCACCGGCGGCAGGGCUGCCGCGACCAAGGGCGGUCCCUCGGGCUCGCAGGAUGCGGAUGGUGGCGACGAGAAGGAUCAUGCCGAGCCGGAAGCUCGUGGUGGCGGCAUGCGCAACGGCGGCAGGGCUGCCGCGGCUAAGGGCGGUCCCUCGGGCAGGCAGUCGCAGGAUGCAGAUGGUGGCGACGAGAAGGAUCAUGCCGAGCCGGAAGCUCGUGGUGGCGGCAUGCGCAACGGCGGCAGGGCUGCCGCGGCUAAGGCCGAUCCCUCGGGCAGGCCGGCGCAGGAUGCGGAUGGAGGCGACGAGGGGGAUCAUGCCGAGCCGGAAGCUCGUGGUGGCGGCAUGCGCAACGGCGGUAGGGCUGCCGCGGCCAAGGGCAGUCCCUCGGGCUCGCAGGAUGCGGACGGUGGCGACGAGAAGGAUCAUGCCGAGCCGGAAGCUCGUGGUGGCGGCAUGCGCAACGGCGGCAGGGCUGCCGCGGCUAAGGGCGGUCCCUCGGGCAGGCAGUCGCAGGAUGCGGAUGGUGGCGACGAGAAGGAUCAUGCCGUGCCUGCAUGCCGUGGCGUUAACGAUCAUGAUGAGGACGAGCCAGCAGCAGUGACUGAUGGGAAAGGUGGACGUGAAGAUGUGAUUCCGUACCAACGGCGCAAGGCUGUGGAUCCGGGCAGUUGCGACCAUAAGGCGAGACAAGCUCGGCACGGCCCCAAUGUGCACGUUUCGAGCUCGUCUGGUUCCGAGGAAGAUUCGAGCGACAGUGAGUCGGGCAGCUCAUCCGGGAGUGAGGAGGUAUACGAGGACGAGGAUGAGGAGGAGGAGGACGAGGAUGAUGAGGAGUUGGAGCCAGAGAGCGAGGAUGGGGAGGAGGCUCGGCCUUUGAAGAGGAGGAGUGUGCGGAAGCUCAAGAAGGGCAACGCUAAGCAAAAAUCGGAGAGGGGACGGCAAGGUGAAGCGGGAGUUGAGUCCAUGGGGAUACUAUGUCCAUCAAGCUCUCAUGAUCGGCAAGCCGCGGACCCGUACGCUGCGUUACGCGAUCCGAUGGGUUCGGCUGGGAAGGGAGAUUCGAUGGCUUGGGGGUCAGCGCGGUUUGGCAGGGAAGCGACGGACCCGCCCCCCAACCAUAUGGGGGGUCACGCGGUUCAUGUGAAAAACGAGGGGGCAACGAAGCGGCACGAACCCUCGGCAGCUGCGGCAGCGAAUGACGGUGUGGGAGGAGGUGUGUGGGCGAAUGCCUUGGGUGAAUGUGGCGGCGGUGUGGAAGGCUCCAUGUGGGAUGUACGGGAGAGCAGGGGAGAAGGGGGGGACGAGAAAAUGGAUCCGGCGACUAAGGAGGGGAGGGGAGAGAGCAUGGGCACACCUGGCGCAUCCAGUCGGCCGGAUGUGGCUGGCAGCAGGACUGUGGAGCAGCUCAUGCGAGAGCUUGCCCAGCGGGAUCGCGAAAUCGCUGCACUCAAGGCAAGGCCAGGAUCAGAAGGACCUGUCAAGCCCUGCACCCCUCCAUCUAGGCCUCCUCCUCUAGCGUCUCUGUCGAGCGGCCCAUCUGUAGGGGGCCUCGAUCCAGGCGUGGCGCCAAAAAGCCCAGCGACGGUAGACGUACCAGUCCGUCGAACGCGUGGGAUGCCCACACCCAAGCUGCUGAAGUUAUCCAUCCUCCAUUGGCCCCUCUCUCCCAUCCCUUCCCACCCUAAACCAGAGCCCCUGUUCAUGGUGCUGGUGCUGGUGUGGGUGGCACGCGGCGCAAGGAUAGCUCAUUGUAGCAGUUAUCCUUCCUAUCCCUCCCCCCUCUCUCCCAUCCCUCGCCUAGCUCUUCCAGAGCCCCUGUUCCUGGUGCUGGUGGUGGUGUGGGUGUCAUGCGGCGGAGGGAUAGCUAAGAAUAGCAGUUAUCCUUCAUCUCACUUCCCUCUCUCUCCCAUCCCUCCCCUCCCUCUGCGAGAGCCCCUGUUGAUGGUGCUAGGGGUGGUGUGGGUGUCAUGCGGCGGAGGGAUAGCUAAGCAUAGCAGUUUUCCUUCAUCUCACUUCCCUCUCUCGCCCAUCCCUCCCCUCCCUCUGCGAGAGCCCCUGUUCCUGGUGCUGGUGGUGGUGUGGGUGUCAUGCGGCGCAAGGAAUAGAGGAAGCCAGCUCCUGUUCAUGGUGCUGGUGGUGGGGUGGGUGUCAUGCGGCGGAGUGAUAGCUCACCAUAGCAGCUAUCCUUCCUCUCCCUGCACCCUCUCUCCCAUCCCUCCCCCACCUCUUCCAGAGCCCAUGUUAAUGGUGCUGUUGUUGCUCUCCCCUUCCCUCCCGCCAUCCCAUUCUCUCCCUCCCUCCAUUUCUCUUCAGCCCUCCCCUUCUCUUCCGCCCUCCAUGUCUCUCCUGCCCUCCCCCUCUCCCCUGCCCUCCCCUUCUCUCCUGCCCUCCCCUUCUCUCCCGCCCUUCCCUGCUCUACUGCCCUCCAGCCAACCCUCCAUUCAUUCUAUACCGCCCUCCACUUCGUCCAUACCCUUUGGACAACCCCUAACCAUGUCGUGCAUGAUCUUCGUCCCCGCCUUGUUCUGCGUGCGCGCAGGAGGGAAUCAGCGGAUUGACCAGGGCUUGGCAAAGGUUAAGAAGACCGACUGGAACGUCUCGAACUCCCACCGGAAGAACACCGAGUGGAUGACGGGUUUGCACCGAAAUGUGCGGUGGAUUAUCAAGGACCACUUCACACGCCACACCCCCGUGUACAACACAGUCGUGCAGGGCUUCAAGUGGGGCGACCGUGGCCUGUAUGUUCACGAGUCAGGAUUUGAGGCGUUCAAGGGGACGGCCACGCCUGACGAGGAGAAGAAGGACUUGAAGGAGGAAGAGCAGGAGGUGUACGACGCGGAGGACUUGAAGACGGAUGACGAGGAGGAUGACGAGGAUCAGGAGGAGGACGAGGAGGAGGAGGAGGAGGAGGAGGAGGAGGAGGAGGAGGAGGAGGAGGAGGAGGAGGAGGAGGAGGAGGAGGAGGAGGAGGAGGAGGAGGAACAGUUCUUCUAUGGGACGGCCUUCACCGAUCGGUGGGGGGCCAUCCUCGCCUCCCCCAACGUCGCCGCCACUGCCGGUAUCUCCGCCACUGGCGGUAUCCCCAUUGUCGCCACCAGGGGGUCCCUCAGGACCGCCCUGAUUGCCGCCGACGUCGCCGCCUGGACCGCCUGUUUCUCCGCCAACGUCGCCGCCACUGCCGGUAUCUCCGCCACUGCUGGUGUCUCUGCCAGUGUCUCCGGGAUUGGCGAGUAG